Messenger RNA from Penicillium daleae, 1575 nucleotides. Its product is annotated as potassium channel family protein. Gene Ontology annotation, biological process: potassium ion transmembrane transport; stabilization of membrane potential. Gene Ontology annotation, cellular component: membrane. The record is from RefSeq and is a predicted model, not a curated record. Gene Ontology annotation, molecular function: potassium ion leak channel activity. NCBI's taxonomy places the organism in Eukaryota, Fungi, Ascomycota, Eurotiomycetes, Eurotiales, Aspergillaceae. The transcript has a single exon. Bases 1 to 1575 code for a protein of 524 amino acids.
AUGAUUCUUCACAUUGACUCUACUAAGGGAUUUAUGGUGACGGUGAUCGGUUGGCUUGCCUCGGCUAUUAUCCUGUUCAGCCUCAUCGGCAUCGACGUUCGACAGCACCAGCAAGCUCAACCCCACAAAGCUCUUAUAUAUACUCAAAACUUCUUUGCCGGAGUCAUAUCCGCCAGUCUCUACGUUCUGGUAGCGACUAUGCUCUCCAUUUACGCGAUUAGCUUUCCGCUCAGUCCGGCAGAUAGGAGAAAGAUUGAGUGUACGAGUAUUAUACUCCGGGUCAACUUCUUUGCUAUUUUGCUUCUCGGCGGGGCCGCAGUAUACAGCAACAUUGAAGACUGGUCGUUGAUGGAUUCUCUCUACUUUACCGACUACACCCUCCUAACCAUCGGCCUUGGAAAUCUUGCCCCCCAGACUCACCUAGGGCGCAGCUUGCUAUUUCCUUACGCCACCUUGGGGAUCAUUAGCUUGGGUCUGUUGAUCACCUCUGUGGCGUCUUUCACUGAUCAGAUGAGGGAAUUUAAACUUAAGCGCAAGAUCGAAGAAACUCGAAGAGAGGUCCAUAACACAGACUCGAAGAAAACAACCGAUGAUAUAUCAAGAGUUGAGGGCGUCGAGUCUCGAUACCCUUUUUUCAGAAGUCGUAUCCCAAGAUGCGAAGAGAUCAUCAAAGUACGCAGUGCUAGAUCCGCAUUCUAUCGAAAGGCGAUAUGGGUCGAUCUAGCGUUAUUUCUAGCCGCAUGGUUCGUUCUGUGGCUCGUCAGUGCGGGUGUUUUUCACUGGUCCGAGAAGGAAGCCGGUUGGUCCUAUUUUGUGGCUCUGUAUUUCACCUACACAUCCCUCACCACGAUCGGGUAUGGGGAUUAUUUCCCCACAAGCAAUUUCGGGAAGGUUUUCUUCGUCUUAUGGUCUUUACUGGCCAUUCCGAUCUUAACAAAUUUGGUUACGGUAAUCGGCAACGUUUUCCACAUGUGGCUGGUCUUUUGCUCGAGUUGGAUCAGGCGACACGUAUUCCGCAGAGGUGGCAGGAGUGAGCACGACCAUGAGUACAUGCGUCGUUCCUGGGGGGCAUCGGGCUUUAUUGCGUCGAACGAACCUCUAAAGCCGGAGUUACGAGAUCCUGGGAUUGAUAUUCAGUGGCGGGCCCAGGGUAAUUCGAACGGCGGGCAAGGCUCACCAGCUGCGCAUAUGGGUUUUGAACCAAGCCACUCGAUUCAAGACGAGCAACACCGAAUUAUGUCUAGAACGGCUUCGACGCACUAUCGGCUGUUGCUUUUAGAAGAAAUCGAAGAUCUCAUUUCCAUGACAAGGGACGAUUCACUUGAACCUCAGGAAGAGCUCUGUUGUAGAUGGUCGAGAACCAUCCCUCUGCUUCAGGCCAAGGGCGAUACUAGCCGCCUCUCUGAGCUCCUGCCACUGUUCUUGUCCGCAGAGUCUGAAAGAACGACGGUGCAGAUGCGCAAGGACCGCAAGAAGGAACUAUUCGAGAGAAAUGUCGAGAUCUUAUGGAUGGUAACCUUGAUAGUGGAAAAGCUUUCUUCGGACUUACAGCAGGAACUUGUUGAGACGAUUUGA